AUGUCUGAAAGAUCGUGUCCCGUGUCUGGAUCCAUCGGCGGUGGAAGGUGUCCCGCCGGUAAUCGCGGACAGUCGGCGAGCAGACGAGUCGGCCCCAGGGGUUGUUCAUUCUCGGGAUAUACGCAGCCUGGAGACCUCCAUGCAGCUUUCGAUAUUCCACGAGGUGUAGAUGUCGACGAGUGGCUUCGUGCUAGGGAGCGAAAAGCCAUCAAUGAGAUCGUCUACUCAGACAUCCCCUCGGCGGACCAAAUCACACAAGUCAAAAAUGUCGACUCACUAGUUGCAGACGACAGGGAUCUUUUGGCCGUUGCUUUGGGCGCACCAGCUCGCCAGGUCAUUCUUCGAGCCGAGGGAAUCGGACAGCAGACCGGAUGGAAGGAUGGAUAUCUCAGCGCAGAAUACGGCUUUUGCCCUCCCGAUUCGAACGAAGCCGCCGGUGCCCUCGCCAACUGCCCAGGACGCGUAUGGUCCGACCUCUGCGAGCGCAUGCCCGGCUGCGUCUCGAGAGGGCGUGUCCGUGAGUCUGUGGCUGCUCUUCCUCUCGUGGAGGGAACGGAGGAAAACAUCCCUGAUCAAGCGUUAUGGGCCUCCAUCGUGGCUCUCGGCAUGCUUUGCUCCAUCUACCGAUACGAAGACAAGAACGACGGUUAUGAUGGAGUCAGUAUUAACUCCAUCUCCACGAAGCCCCGCGUCGAGAUGAGUGACGAUCUUGGGCCCGAGCUCGUUGGCAUCCCGAGGACUAUUGGACUCCCGUACUGGCAGGUUUCCAGACGCAUGGGACGCGCUAUCCCGCACUUGACUUUCUUCGAUCAGGCUUCUUACAACAUCAAAGUGCGAGAUCCGACUUCCAUCUACCCCUAUGUCGGACGCUUCGACAACACGGACUUGAGGUGGCCGAUGUUUGGAGAGCGCACCGAGAUCGCUUUCUUGAAGGGCUGCGCUGAUACUUCAGCGUCAUUCCAGCAUGGCCCUGAUGCUAUCGCAGCGUGCCAGGAACACGUCAUGAACCGGAAUAAUGAAGGCCUUCUGCGAGAGAUGAUCAGACUGAAGGAGAUCCUCGAACGAAUGCCCAACGCCUUCCACUCCAUCUCGACCAACCCGAACUCUGGCGACAAUUACGUAUCGGCUGCCGAAUGGGUGCGAUGGGGAAAGUUUUCCGCGCCUCUAUCCAAGAGAUGCCCAGCUGCGUCCGGACUUCAGUUUCCGCCCUAUCUUCUUAUGGACGCCUUCCUCGGCCGGAAGAAGUAUGACUCUUUCCUCGGAAACGAAGGAUUGCACUUGAGAGCAUGGCUUCCCUCGAACCUGAGAGCCUUCAUCGCCUCUGUUGAGUACCACUACCGUAUCCCAGAAUAUGUCAAGGCGUCUGGGGAUCCCCGUCUCAUGGGAGUGCUGGACGGGAUCAUCGAGGCUUACACGGGAGAGCGUGGGUUCAUGGGGACGCAUCGAUACAAGGUGUUUGGUAUUUUGGAAGUUGCUUCCAAGACUGGUCGGACGGAAACGAACGGCGCCUCAGGUGCAUCCGAUGACUCUGGGAGACCGUGGGAGGAGGUUCAUCGACAGUUCUCUGACGCUAUGAAGGAACGCCUGGAACCGUAUCGCGGAAACAUCCCGGUUGAACCCCAUGAGAUGCGUGGGACUUUCGAAGAGUGUCGUUACAAGUCCCGCAUCCUGACACGCUCGUUCAUCGACUCCGAUCCAGAGCGCUCCAUCGCCAUGGUCACCCUCGACCUUCACAACACCGGCAUCACUUUCCAGCCCGGCGAUAGACUCGCCAUCAUGCCACUUAGCAGCUGGGAGGAAUGCGCCAAGGUCGCCGCGGCUCUCGGCCUCGAUACGAUGCUCGAUUCACCCGUUCUUCUCGACCGCAAAUGGUCUCGCUUCGCCGAGCACCUCGACACCGUCUCCAACCACGGCGUCGCCAGCCCUCAGGCCCAAGCAAAGAAGCUCAUGGUCAAGGAUAUUCUUCGACGGGGUCACUUAGCCCCGUUGACUCAGGAGCUUGUCCUUAAGAUCCACGCUAUGCUGAGGGCUUCAUCCAAUACUGUUCUUCAGGUGCUGGCCACGGACGAGUGGCCAGUCCGCGGUUCCCUCGGCGAUCUUCUUCAAGCCGCCGUGAUGGAUACGCCCACGCACAUCUGGGACCAGGCCUUCGAUCUCUCCAACGACAUCCCCUGGCUAAGCGACUUGAUUCCUGUUGAAGUCCCGCGCACAUAUUCCAUCUCAAACUACCCCGAAGAGCUUCUCCCCAGCACACUCGAUCUUACUAUUUCUCGCGCCGAGUACGACCUUUGCGCCACCUUCGCCGGCAAGUCCACCAUCUCCCGCUCCGGCGUCAGCAGCGGCUACCUCAACCCCCGUGUCGGCUCCCCAGAUGACUUCGUGUCAGACGAGGACGAGCUCCUGGUCGGCAUAUCCCGCCCCAUCGCCUUCCAACUACCCCUUGAUGCCUCUGCGCCUUGUGCAUUCUUUUCUGGAGGCAGCGGCAUCGCCCCUUUCCGCAGCUUUUGGCAGGCCCGAGCCGGCCGCUCUGUCGGUAGAAACAUGCUCUUCCUUGGCGUUCAAAGCCGCGAAAAGUUCUGUUACGAGGAUGAACUGCGUCACUAUGUCAACGCGGGCUUCAUGGAGGUCCACCUGGCGUUCUCCCGCGACAGCAGGGGUCUGGCCUAUGAUCCUUACAUGAGAGAUCUCGUCGAGCGCCGGACCGAACCGCGAUACAUCGACUCUCUCAUUACCGAGCAAGGUGCCAGUGUAUGCGAUUUGGUCAUGUCGAAGAAGCAAGGUGGUCUCGGCGGGUAUCUGUACAUCUGUGGCUCGGUGGCUGUUUUCGAUUCCGUCAUGAACGGCCUGCGCAAAGCCAUCUACAACCACCGCACAGCGACGAUGGAGUCUACGGACUUGAUCAUCAACACCGCCUUCGCCGAGCGGAGGAUCAUGUUGGAUGUCUUCAUGACUCCUAAGCCGCUCCCUUGCAACCGUCCCACGAUCCCGCUCUCCCAGCUGGCUGCGCAUACCGGUCACCGACCUGGAGGAAGAAUGUGGAUCAGCGUCCAUGGCAGUGUCUACGACGUGACCGAUUUCACUCCCAUGCAUCCUGGAGGCACUCUGAUCAUCAAGUCGAAUGCUGGCGUGGACUGCUCAAAGUCCUUCGAUAAUCUGGCGCAUACUAACAACCCCGAAGUCGCCAGCCUGCUCACCAAGUACUUUGUUGGUCAUCUCACGCCCAAGCCAGAAUAUCACGACUGCGAAGAGCUGAGCAGUAUCUACGACAUGUGGUCCGCCUACCUACGCACAACCGUCGAGACCCUGGUCUCCCAGCAGUUCGAGAUGGACGACAUUCUCGGAUCCUCGAAGCUCUGGUUUCAGGGCAGCCUGAUCAACAUGCUGGGGGUGCGCAUCUUCUACCAAUACCAAUCCCGCCUCCUCCAGGGCGGCUUCUCCGCCCUCUUCGGCCCCAAAUUCCAGGAGCUCGUCUUAAAGCUCUCCUUCACCACGGCCAACGCCGCCUCCCCGGGCGCCGAUACGAAACUUCCCGACAUCCUCGGCAUCAUCGCGCGGGCCAAGACGUCCAGCGAUGCAGUCGCCACUUCUAAAGAGGUUUCUCGCAUCGGACAGUUCAUCUGCGACUCGGAGCCCGCACGCUUCAUGGAGCGCGGCAUUAUGGAUUAUGCCAACAAAUCCGUUCAGCUCGACAUCGAACUCCUCGAGGACAUCCGCGAAGAGGCGUGCCACGGCAUGGACGCCUUCGACACCAUCAUGAACCUUGAAGCCUCCUCCGACUCACAGCGCGUGACUGCUCUCUGCCAAUUCCUCAUGCAGAUUCUCGAGCGGAUGGCGAAGCGGCUGGAGGUCUUCUACUCCAAACUCGCUCACUGCUCGAUCUAUCAGCCCGAAAUCGAGCGCAAUCCUGCCCGUACGCGCUGGAACCUCGUCAGAAGGCGUAUCCACGAUGGUUCUUUCUUUGUGUUGACGCAAAGCACCGUCAUCGGCGCCGCUCCAGGAUACAAGCCCGCACAGGAAACAGUGGAAUUCGACAAUGUGCUCUCACAGAUUCAGCAGACGAUCCGGAACGCGCCUCAAGUUCCGUCGCCAGUCGUGACACAGACGAUGCAGCUCAACGAGAGGCACAGGGUACGCACCGAAGCACCCGUCAACGGCGCCUCGGCGUUCGAAUCGCACCAGAACAGCAACGCGCUGAACCGCAUGUCGACUUUCAUCGACAAGAACAUGCGGGCCAUGCGAAGGCUAAGCAAGAUGCCGCCGCCGAACAUGAGCUUCGAGCAGAUGGUGGCCGCGAAUCAGCCGCAAUUCCCAUCCCACGGGGUCACCACGCCGCCGUCGAGUCGCGGAUCCAGCCCGCACCCGGCCACCGACCCGAACCGAAACCCGGACUACAUCUCCCCAUCCGGCCCGCCGCCCGCCUACCCUCCGGGCGAGAACCCUCCGCAGCAGCAGGGCUACGAGGCGCCGAAAUACGGCAGCCCUCCCGAUCACAACAACAACUACAACUACCAGCAGCAGCAACCGGUCGGCGGCGGACCGCAGAACUUCGCCCCCUACGGUACGCCGCUGCCGGCUCUCGGCCCGCACCCGGCGCCCAUCGAGUGCCCCGAGUGUCGCGCGCGCGGCGUCACUGCCGUCGAGUACACCUCAGGUGGCUUCACGCACUCGCUGGCCGCGAUUGUGUGUUUCGUCAGCUGUCUGGGGUGUAUCCCGUACUUUUUCACCUCGUUGAAGGACGCGAGGCACAAGUGUUCGAAGUGUGGUAUCCCACUUGCAACGUACCAUCGCAGCGGACGCACCGAGGUCCAUUGGCAUGGUGCGUACAACGGCUGA
Messenger RNA from Colletotrichum karsti, 4833 nucleotides. RefSeq names its product sulfite reductase flavoprotein alpha-component. The transcript has 6 exons. Bases 1 to 4833 code for a protein of 1610 amino acids. The record is from RefSeq and is a predicted model, not a curated record. Gene Ontology annotation, molecular function: metal ion binding; flavin adenine dinucleotide binding; FMN binding. NCBI's taxonomy places the organism in Eukaryota, Fungi, Ascomycota, Sordariomycetes, Glomerellales, Glomerellaceae. Gene Ontology annotation, cellular component: cytosol.